This is a messenger RNA of Seriola aureovittata, 3243 nucleotides long. It is a transcript of the gene adisspb, whose product is annotated as adipose secreted signaling protein. The transcript is spliced from 6 exons. The record is from RefSeq and is a predicted model, not a curated record. Bases 406 to 930 code for a protein of 174 amino acids. Lineage: Eukaryota; Metazoa; Chordata; Actinopteri; Carangiformes; Carangidae.
GUGUUCAGGUGUUUCGAGCGACGGGCAGAGCGUUUGUCAUAUUGAACCAUCAGUGCACAAAACCGGGUUGUAAGCAGCACAAGGGGAGCCCCGACCGAAACCACGUGAUCAAAUGCGGAAAUCGCCGGAUAGAGAAAGUGCAGCGGAGAAAAGAGGGGAGUGGAGGUUCGUGUUUUGAGGCGCUGGUGCUUUUACUAGCUGCACUCCCCUGCUCCAAACAGCACCUGCACACACACACACAGACACACAGACAGACGACCACGGUUUCUGCUGUCUCUACAGGUUGAUGUACGACUUUCUCGUGCCGUGGAUGAAGUAAGGGUCGUUCUGAGGUCACGCUGCUGAGAUGACAAGGCUGUGACAGUGUGUGUCCAAGUGUGUCUGUACUGGACCAAUUCCUGUGACAUGGCUGCUGCUAAGAAGAGUUGUGCGAAGGCAGGAGGCGUGCGCUUCUCAGAGGAACCCCCCGCCGCCGGCGCCCCGUCGCACGUUCACUUCGAUGAAAAGCUGCAUGACUCUGUUGUCAUGGUGACCCCAGAGGACGACGGCAACUUCAUGGUCAAGGUUGGCUUCCUGAAGACGCAGCACCGAUAUGAAAUCAUGUUCAACUUGCCCGACGUCCCGGCGCUGGGGAAGGAUGUGUGUCCAGCGCCUGUACCCAGUCCACACCUGCGGAUCACCGAUAUCACACCGGCACCAGAGGGAGGUCUGAAGGUAACGUGCGAGUACAUGGCCCAGCAGGAGGGAGUUCUGUGCGAGGAAGUGCUGCUGCUGAGCGAGACCAACGAGGACGUCUGUGUCAAGGUCAAAGUUCACGCCAGAGUCAUGGAUCGUCACCACGGCACACCCAUGCUGCUGGAGGGAGUCCGCUGCAUCGGGGUGGAGCUGGAGUACGACUCCGAACAGAGUGACUGGCAAGGAUUCGACUGAAUCUCAAGUCACAAAUAGUCAAGUACACAAAACACACACACACACACACGAAUACACUUUCACCACCGACAUCGACAGCAUCCGAACGGACAUUUUUGUCACGUUGCUACGUCUUUUCUGCAGCUCCUCCAACUUUCCCUCCGUUCACCCUGACCUGCCGUUCUCUGCCGUUCAUCUGUGUUUUCCUUGCUGAACCUCUGGAGGGCAACAGUGCUCUUCACAACCAGUGCAGCCUCAGAUCCCCUCUCACACUGCCUCUUGUUCACUGUUUUCCUGAUGUGCACAAUGUGCGAACUUACUCCAACAUGAAUUAACAGUUGUGAGGGUGUAAAUAAGGCCUCGUUUUGUAAUUAAUUCAAAACAGCUUGAGAUUGACGCUGAAGGAAGGAACAAAUCUGCAGAAUUCAGGGAGGUGCAGCUGAACGGAGAGGCAGUGCUGAGACUGUAAUGUCUCUGUUUCACCAUAGGGGGGCACUGCAGACCGCCGUAUGAAAUGCUCAUGAAUCUGAAGGCUUUGCUUGCUCACGAUUCUCCAUUUAAAGGAAAAAUCCAACUUUGACAUUCUUAAGCAUUCAUGCAAUUAAAGUCUGUCAGGUUCAAACAUUUCAGGCGUUGUAAUGGACAUUUCUAUUGUACUUCACCUCAACCUGCUCUGACUACUUCUGCUUAGGCUUUAUGUUGUUGUCUCUUUUUUUUUCCCCAGACUGCCUUUUAGUCAAUCCCAAAGAGUGGGUGUGAAGUUCAGUAGGUGUAUGUGAUGAUAUCAUUUGCACCUGCAAAAAAAAUGUAGGGAGGUGUUUUCUUGUCAUGGAGAAAAACAGAAAAUGAUGCUGGAGUUUUCCUGCAUAGAGCUUGAAAAAUAGUGCAUCAAUCUUUUAUUGUGAAGAAGUGACACCGAAAUCUGAGGUCGACUCUUGAUGUUUUCAAUCACUGAUUCAGAAAUUUUCUACCGCUAAAAUGUCUUUGUCGUCGUGCUGUUAUGUUGGGGCACUUUCCACACAAUUUUUAAAAAAACUGCAUAACAAAACAACAAAAUUGGCUCAGAAAUGCAAUGCAUGCAUGUUUUUAAGGGCGUUAAAUGGAUCUCAAAUUAUUGGUCAAUCAACAGAAAAUUAAUCCGCAGCUAUUUUGAUAAUUGAUUAAUCAUUAAUGACAUUUUUCAAGUCAAACAUUCUCUGAUUUUCUACAUUUUUCUGUUUUAUAUCAUUGCAAAUUGAAUCUCUUUGGGUUCGCAGUGUUGGUCGGACAGAAUCAUACAUUUGAACACAUCACCUUGGUCUCUGGGAAAAAUCGGAUCCACAUUUUUCCAAUACUUUCUGACAUUUGAUGGAGCAAAUUUUUAAUCCAUUAAUCAAGACGAUAAUCUUUAGAUCAGCCAUGAAAAUAAUCUUUGGUUGUAGCCGCAGCUUCAAAGUGUUUUGGGUGGAUUUUUCCUUUAAGAAAAAAAGCCCUUGCUGCCAGUCCAGUAAGGUUUGGGGCGUAUUAACAUUCAGUUCCUUUUGUUUAAAUUCAUGAAGCCUUCAGAAAGACACACGUGACGUAAGUGCCUUCCAUUAAACUGUCCUGUUUCUCACUUUAUUUGAGCCUGAUGUUGUUUUUCCAUCUACCGUACGUCCUCAUCACACAUCUGGACUCAUCACCGGGCGAACACAUGGACCGGAAGUGAAGUGAGUGUCGAGACCGUAUGUGAUCAAACAAGGGGAAAUUUUAAAAACAAAAGAGUGUGUGGGUUCAGAGAGAAGUGUUGCCGUUUACAGUCCAGCCUGUUUCAGUGUUUAAUCCCACGACAUCCACCAGUUUGCCUCAGUCAGGCCUUUGACUCUCAGUCCCGUCGCUCUUAUCACAGCACGAGUGCAGAUCAGAGAGAGUCGUUCAAAACGAACUGUCGGCUCUGCCUCAUUUACAUUUUUUUGUUACAUUUUAAAAGAGCGAGUGCCAUGAUCUGGCUGCACUGCCACCUUCCCGCUUCUUUCUCUUCUUCCUUCUUCUGAAUCGCAUUUCAUUGUUUGUUUUUUCUUCUGUUUGUACCCCAUUGAAUGCAUUCAGCCUUAAAGGAAACGACUCUGUGUGUGAUUUCUCUACAUGUUAGACCACAGGCUGUUGGUGUAGUACAGGAUAAACAGAUUUAUUUGAUGUUUGCUUGCACGUAAUAGGUCAAAAAAAAUCUGGUUUGCUCCCUCUUAGUGUGAAAGUACAGUGCUCAGUAGGUUCCUGUUUGAAGAAUGUCACAGUUUAUUUGUUGGUAUCUGCUCCCUGUGCGUGUGAUUUGUAUUUUUAAUGUCAAAAAUGAAUAAAAAAUGUGUGUAUGUUUGA